Molecule: messenger RNA, 831 nt
Organism: Stylonychia lemnae
Lineage: Eukaryota; Ciliophora; Spirotrichea; Sporadotrichida; Oxytrichidae
Source: the annotation of a GenBank genome assembly
AUGAGUUUAGGAGCUGCUACAAUGUGCUACAUAUCAUAUAAAUCACCGUUUGUCUACUUCACUAAAUAAUCUGAGUUUCUCAAUAAUCCUCACUACAAGUAAACCAAGAUUUAGAGAUAUGCUGUUAUAUAUGGGGCUGGGACUAUAAUAGGCAAAGCUUUUGCAAAAUACCUUGCUGAUAGAAGUUAUGGUUUAAUACUUAUUGAUUACGAUGAUGAUAUAUUAAAGUAGACUGAGAUAUUUCUUUAGACCAAAGUUUAAAGACACAUGAAUUUGAAGUUAAUUACACUUAAACCUGAAAAAGAAGAACUGGAUGAUUUAAAGCUCAUGCAGCCUUUGCAUGGAAUGAGCAAUUACUGCAUUGACCUAUUCAUUAAUGCUAGCAAUGAGCCAACUAAUAUUUAGCAGAGAUUAAAAAAGAUGAAUGGGAAUAGGCAAGAUAUUGGGUCCAAAGGAGAGUUAAUAAUGUAAUCUGAGUUAUUAAGAAAAUUGCAUAAAAUGGAUUGUCAAACAUUCACUGCUCUUAUUUAUCACUUCAAUCAUAUGCUAAGAUCUUCACCCACUCAAUCUUUGAUUAUAAAUGUGAGUAAAGUAAAGUCGAAGUUAAGCGAUUUAUACUCAUAGCAAUCAGAGCAAUCUAAAUAGAUUUGCCAGUCAUUCCAUCAAUCACAGAUAUAAUUCAACAACUAUUUUAGUUAUCUUAUGGGCAACGUCUGGCCCUUAAAGUUAAGAUCGAUAAAUGCAUAACUAGAUUACUCCUCUUAGGAUAAUUUGAAGUAUCUUGAAAGAUAGAUAGAUGCUGUAUUUAGAUCUCUGAAUCAUAGUCAAUGA